UCUCCGUCGAUCCUCAGGCGGUGUGUUGCCGUUCAUCGUCUUCCUCCAUCCCCCCUUCCCUUUGCUUCCAAAAGCUUUUCUCUAUUUCGCGGUUCUUCUCGCUCCUACUACUCUCUCUCUUCCAUGAGACUGCGAAGCCUCGCCGCCCCGACACGGAAACCUCCGCCGCCGCCGCCCUCCUCCAAACCCUAAAGGACCCCCGCCAUCCUCCGCCGCGCGCAUUGCCCCGCCCCGCCCGCCCCCCACACCGCCCAUGGCUUCCAGGGACCAGGCCCUCUCCCUCCUCGCCGCCGCCAACAACCACGGCGACUUGGCCGUGAAGCUCUCCUCCCUCCGGCAGGCCAGGGACAUUCUGCUCUCGAUCGACUCCUCCCUCGCCUCCGAGCUCCUCCCUUAUCUGGCCGAGCUGCAGUCGUCGCCGGAGGGCCUCGUCCGGAAAUCCCUCGUCGAGACUAUUGAAGAACUUGGACUGAAAAUGCUGGAGCAUUCUUGUGUGUUAAUGCCGGUAUUACUGGCAUAUUUAAGAGAUGUUGACUCUGUGGUUGCUAAGCAAUGUAUAAUCAGCGGUACCAAAAUCUUUUGCAGAGUUCUAGAGGAGAUGGCAGUGCAGCUUAAUAUCCGUGGCAAAAUCGAGAGAUGGCUUGAAGAUAUUUGGCUGUCCAUGCUCAAGUUCAGAGAUAACAUUGUUGCCACGGCGAUGGAGCCUGGCGUUAUUAGUACAAGAUUGUUGGCAUUGAAAUUUUUGGAGAGAUAUGUCUUACUUUUCACACCCGACAACAAUGAAUUGGGAAAACCUCUGCCAGAAGGUGGACAGGUGUUUAAUAUUUCACGGCUCACUGGGAGUCACUCUAUUAUUGAUCCCGUUUUGUUCGUGUCAGAAGCAGGGAUGAUUCUCGAGUACUUAUUGGAUAUGUUGUCCGUGACCAGCAGUCUUCCGGGGUGUCUGGCAAUUGCAGUUAUAAAUUGUCUGGCAUCCAUAGGAAGAAAGAGGCUGCAACACUUCAGCACUGUCUUCUCGGCACUGCUUGCUUUCGAUUCAAACUGUGAAACAGGGAAGGGAUAUCAUGCUGCCAGUGUUCGUUAUUCAUUGAGAACUGCCUUUUUAGGAUUUCUUAGGUGUACUAGUCCCGCCAUUCUAGAGUCUAGGGAGAGAUUGCUUGGGACUCUACGAGCAAUGAAUGCAGGGGAUGCGGCAGAGCAAGUAAUUCGGCAAAUGGAGAAGUUAGCUAGAAAUGCUGAGCGUGCAUCACGUGAUGCCCGUUUGGUCAAGGAAGAUCAUUCUUCAAGCCAAAUGUCCACUCUUGGAAGUUUGAUUAAGAAAAGGCCAAUUUCUCAAGAUGAAGAAAUGUUAGCCCACAAUCUGGAAGUGGCAUCCAAGCGAGGUCGAUAUAUUGCUGAUAACAACUCAACUUUUCCAGGUCAACAAACAGCGGAUUCUGGCCAUGGUUCCACCUCUGCAAAUGGUGUAUCUCCCAAUGUUUCAAUGUUAAACGGUGAUUUGUCACCUGUGGAACAAAUGAUUGCUAUGAUUGGUGCUUUGCUGGCCGAAGGAGAAAGAGGCGCCGAAUCACUUGAAAUCCUUAUUUCCAAAAUCCAUCCUGAUUUACUAGCCGAUAUUGUGAUAACUAAUAUGAAACACUUGCCCAAGAUUCCUCCACCUUUAACAAGGCUUGGGAAAUCCGAAGUAACUGGACAAUUAGGUUCUGCAAGUAGUCCAGUACAAGUUACGGCACCUUCUUUUCUUCCUGCAAAUUCUAUUCCAUCUCCAAUGUCUGUUGCGCAGAUACCAUAUUCUACUGCUUCUAUUACCAGCGAAUCAUUUCCUGAAACAUCCAUUGUCAGUAGCGUCUCUACAGAUUCUAAACGUGAUCCAAGAAGGGAUCCCCGCCGCCAGGAUCCACGAUUAGCAGUGCCUCCUGAGGCUGCAUUACCCACUGUGGAUGACUCUGGAGACCUGCAAUCUAAAUUGGAUGAUUUUAAUUCGAAUAAGCCACAGUUAUCUGUUAUGGUGGGUGUUAAAACAGCUUCGUCACCUUUAAUAUCUAAAAAGAAAAGUGAUGAUGAGAUUUUGGGAUCAUCUUUGCAUGAUACCAGUGAAUUAAUUCCAAAAGAGGAGGUUCAGGAUGGUUUUAAGGAAACUAAACCUACUGCUGAAGUUGGUCUUUCUUCAGAUGUAGCAUUUUCUUCUGAACAAAUAACUGAGGAUGAUAUAGUGAAAGCAGAGGACAUGCAGAUGGCUGAAUCUGAGACACCAACGAAUGUGGAAUUAGAUCAGUGUCCUUCAGCUGUUGCAAACAUUGCCGCCUCUGAGGAGACAGGAAAGGACCUACCUGUCGUUCCAUCCUAUAUUGAGCUUAAUGGGGAACAGGAAGCCAAUGUCAGAAAAUUGUUGUUUAAGCAGAUUAUUGAGUCAUGCAAGCAUCCAAAUGGGAAAGAAUGUGGGUCUACGGCAAUGUCAUUAAUUGCUCGACUUGUUGCUCAGAGUGCUGCUGCUGAUGAUUUAGUUGGGAUGCUGAAAAAUCAUAUCCUUGAGGAUUACCAAUUACAAAAGGGCCAUGAGCUUGUGUUGGAAGUCCUCUAUUAUCUACAUUCUAUAUCUGGAUCUGAUUCGGCUGAAAGCUCUGCAUAUGCUGUCACAUAUGACAAAUUUCUCUUGGAAGUGGCUGAAUCUUUGCUACUCAAGUUUCCUGCUUCUGACAAGUCAUUGAGUAGACUUCUUGGUGAAGCUCCAGUUUUGCCCAGUUCUGUGUUGAAACUUCUAGAUGAUCUCUGCAAUUCUGACAUUGCUGAUUACCAAGGAAAAAGUCUGCGUGAUGCUGAUCGUGUCACCCAAGGUCUUAAUGCUGUAUGGAGUUUGAUUUUGGGCCGUCCUCAUUACAGGCAAUCCUGCUUGGAUAUAGCUUUGAAGUGUGCUCUUCAUUCACAAGAGGAAAUCCGGGCUAAAGCUAUUCGUCUGGUGGCUAACAAACUCUUUCAGCUGAGUUAUGUUGCUGAGACUAUUGAGCAUUUUGCAAAAAGUAUGUUAUUCUCAGCUGUUAAUCAGAAUGCUUCAGAUGUUGAGGUUUGCCAACCUGGCUCGAAUGAACAGCCGGAUGAAGGGAAGAUUGGAAGCCAUAAUACUUCCGGCGGUGGUUCUCAAGUUCCAUUUUCAGAGGCUGCAACUUUUGAAAGUGAAUCUAUGGGUGGUGCACAACCCCUGGCUCAGGGCAUCUCUUCUUUAUCUUUGUCUGAAGCUCAACGGCUUGUUUCUUUGUUUUUUGCUUUGUGUAUGAAGAAACCUAGCCUACUUAGCCUUUUGUUUGAUACUUAUGGUCAAGCACCAAGACCUGUAAAGCAGGCUGUGCAUCGCCAUAUCCCAAUUCUUAUACGGGCCUUCGGGUCAUCUUAUUCUGAAUUGCUGCAAAUAAUAUCAGAUCCGCCUCAAGGAAGUGAAAAUCUUUUGAUGCUGGUGCUGCAAAUAUUGACCGAGGAAACGGUACCUUCUCCAGAUCUGAUUACCACCGUCAAACACUUAUAUGAAACUAAGCUGAAGGAUGUUUCGAUCCUUAUCCCAAUGUUACCCUCAUUUUCCAAAAGCGAGGUUUUACCCAUCUUCCCUCGACUGGUGAACCUUCCUCCGGAAAAGUUCCAAAAGGCACUUGCCCACAUAUUACAGGGUUCUGCUCAUACUGGUCCUGCUUUGACGCCGGCAGAAGUGUUGGUUGCCAUACAUGAUAUUGUUCCUGAGAAAGAUGGUGUUCCGCUGAAAAAGGUAAUGGACGCUUGCUCCACUUGUUUUGAGCAACGGACGGUGUUUACCCAGCAGGUGCUAGCGAGGGCUUUGCACCAGAUGGUUGAUCGAACUCCAUUGCCUCUUCUGUUCAUGAGAACAGUUAUUCAGGCAAUUGACGCUUUUCCUGCACUGGUCGAUUUUGUAAUGGAGAUACUCUCCAAGCUGGUUAGUAAGCAGGUUUGGAAGAUGCCUAAGCUUUGGGUGGGCUUCUUGAAAUGUGUAUCCCAGACGCAGCCACAUUCUUUCGGUGUAUUGUUGCAGUUGCCCCCACCGCAACUUGAGAGUUCUUUAACUAAAUAUGCAAACUUGAGAGAGCCUCUUGCUGCCUUUGCAAGUCAACCAAAUAUUAGAGCUUCACUACCCAGGACAACUCUGUCGGUUCUUGGCCUCACAAGUGAAACUGUCGACCAACCACAUGUCUCAUCUUCUCUGACCUCAGGCACAAGCUCUUCAGUCCAUGGAACGACGAUGACGUGAUAUCAUAAAUGCAUGGCUUGAUAGACUGGCCAAACUGUGCUAUACGGCAGCAGACAGGGGGCUGAGGAGGUUGGCAAAUUUGGUUCUUCAAAUUUUUUGAGUAGAAGAUGUAAAUUGGCGGCUCGUUAUGGCGGCUGAUGGCCUUGUCAAAUUGAAGGGGCCACUUCAGCUCUGCUUCCGUUAUGUUCUCCGGGAGGGAUCACCGUUUAAGUGAGAUCCCUCCGCUGCUGCUGCUCCGGAAAUGUACAUUAGUUGUAUAUUUCAUCAUAGUUCGGAUGAUCGGGUUCCUAUUGGGAUAGGCUCUGAAUUUUUUUCUUAUCAUUGUAUUAUAAGAAAUAAUUGAUUCGAAAAAUUGCAGUCAAAAAGCGAAAAAAGGAAAUAGUGCACUAGAUAGCAUUUUACCA
Syzygium oleosum is the source of this 4653-nucleotide messenger RNA. RefSeq lists its product as uncharacterized. The coding region runs from base 254 to 4249 and encodes 1331 amino acids. The record is from RefSeq and is a predicted model, not a curated record. NCBI's taxonomy places the organism in Eukaryota, Viridiplantae, Streptophyta, Magnoliopsida, Myrtales, Myrtaceae. The transcript has 27 exons.